This is a messenger RNA of Mercurialis annua (annual mercury), 1056 nucleotides long. Its product is annotated as mediator of RNA polymerase II transcription subunit 32. The record is from RefSeq and is a predicted model, not a curated record. Bases 224 to 652 code for a protein of 142 amino acids. Lineage: Eukaryota; Viridiplantae; Streptophyta; Magnoliopsida; Malpighiales; Euphorbiaceae. Gene Ontology annotation, cellular component: mediator complex. Gene Ontology annotation, biological process: leaf senescence; root development; cold acclimation. The transcript has 2 exons.
UGUUAACAGCUUUAACAUCUCUUGAAAGGGGGACGACAUUUGGCCAAAUUAAAUUGCAAUGCUACAGUCUUUUUAAGAUUCAAAUCGAAAAACUUUUUUCUUAAUAUACCCAUUUUUGAGUCUUGAAUUCUGUCAUCUUUUAACAAAAAAAAAUUAGGUCACGUGAUCCAAUUUUGUAAUUGAUUUCACAGUUACAAUCAUUUCUAGGGUUUUAUUUUAUGCAAUGGACAAUCUCGUAGACUCUCUAAACAACGCGUAUCAAGAAUUUGUAGCAGCAGCAGCUACAGUUCUCGAAGUCAAAGAAAUUUCCGGCGCCGAGGAAACCCCAGCAACAGACGCCGCAUUAGAAAAUUUUAAGCAGCGGUGGGAAUUAUUUAGGGUAGCCUGUGAUCAAGCGGAGGAGUUUGUGGAGUCUGUCAAGCAAAGAAUUGGGUCGGAGUGUCUGGUCGAUGAGGCUACGGGUUCUAUGACGGGGAAGGCGACGACGGGUCUUCCUCCUAUUAGUGCUGUUCGGUUGGAGCAGAUGAGUAAGGCUGUUCGGUGGCUUGUGAUUGAGUUGCAACAUGGCUCUGGAGCUGCUAGUGGUGGUUCUGGGCAUGCUCAUAUUUCUGCUCCUUUUGAUGCUCGGUUUUCGGAGGAUGCGGCUCAGUAGGGAAAGAAGAAGGAUCAAGAUUCAAUGGAGGAAAUUUUGUGGCGGCAACUCUUCUAUGAGCAAACUAUCGUGAGUUUCGAUACCCAUUACCGGAGGUUCUAUCCUUUAAUUGCUUCCACUCGGAUGGGGAUGCAAUAACGGCGUCGGUGUGGAAGACGGUUAGAGAAUGUGGUGGACUAGGGACUGUGAUGGAGAAAUGGCUGACCUAUACUGUUCUAUUCUUAACUUGCUGCCAGUUUGAUUUUGUUUUCUUAUCUCCUGGAUCCAAGGAAUUUAAAUUCUUGCCUUGUUGAGAAUUUGUGUUCUUUAUCUAGCUGGUCUUUCCAUUUUUUUUUAUAAUGUAAAUUACAGCAAUUCUUUUUAGAUUUUCUUUUUCUAAUCGUAAAUCAUUUACUGAAAAAAUA